This is a messenger RNA of Melampsora larici-populina 98AG31, 1002 nucleotides long. RefSeq lists its product as uncharacterized. The coding region runs from base 1 to 1002 and encodes 333 amino acids. The transcript is spliced from 4 exons. NCBI's taxonomy places the organism in Eukaryota, Fungi, Basidiomycota, Pucciniomycetes, Pucciniales, Melampsoraceae. The record is from RefSeq and is a predicted model, not a curated record.
AUGCCACGAUUUGAAGGUGUUCACCAACCAUUCAAACCCAAAAACCCAUACUGGAACAAACCCGCCAAAACCGAGCUACAGAAAAAGUAUUUUAAAAAGAUGAAGAAGGCGGUGAAUGCCCAAAAGAAGGAACGGGGCUCUACCUCUCAAACCCACAAUAAUCCGUAUCGCGAAGGUGGUGACCACGAUUAUGAGGACAUUGGACUUUUGCACGAUAUGAAUAAUGAAGAAAGAUGUCCCAAUGCGUUUCCUGACUUCAUUAAUGAUAUUCACGAAGCUCUACUUGAAGUCGAAAGGCAGGAACGCCAACGUCAACUGGAAAAAGCUUUACACGACAUGUUUGGUGCUUAUCUGGAAUGUGGAAUGAAGACAAGCGAAUGGGGCAAUCCUGCCACUUGGGACUUUGAUCACAAAGCUCAAUGUCGAUGUCCACCAAGUCAAUGGCGGGAAAGGAAUGUUGACCUUGUUGACCUCUUAACCCGUCGAAAGGCUCAGAUUCGGUUUUGUCCCUGUUACCAAAGCGAUCAAACCCGACUGAUUCUCAUGGGAUACAUUGGGGGCUCGCCCAAAUAUCCACAGACCGCCUUUUCCAUCAGGCUUCUUCGAUUCUUCCAUACCCUUUGGAAGUUCUGUACAGUCCGAAUUGACCCAUUUGUGCGAGCGCUCGAUGGUUUCCUCAAUGGGUUCAAUCCAUUCAUUCUUACCAAAAAUGACCAGCCUUGGCGAUGGCACACACCAUUCACUUGGGCAGUCGACGCCUAUCGACUCUUGCUGGCGAUGACAGAAUCCGCGAUUGAUGAACAACUUCGCCUCACCGCGCUGGACAAAGUUGCUGAAAACUGUCCUCGAUGCUUUGGGCCACCAAUUCCACUUGAAUCGCCAGCCUCAGAACCGGAUAUAGUAGUAUGCAUGGAUGGUAAUUUUCAGCAUCGACGUCACAUAGCUGCAGGAACUAAAGCAGGGAAAGUAGCUACCAAGAUGCCACCUCUGAUGAGUUUGUGA